Mercurialis annua (annual mercury) is the source of this 1080-nucleotide messenger RNA. RefSeq lists its product as uncharacterized. NCBI's taxonomy places the organism in Eukaryota, Viridiplantae, Streptophyta, Magnoliopsida, Malpighiales, Euphorbiaceae. The record is from RefSeq and is a predicted model, not a curated record. Gene Ontology annotation, biological process: tRNA pseudouridine synthesis. The transcript has 6 exons. Gene Ontology annotation, molecular function: pseudouridine synthase activity; RNA binding. Bases 46 to 1053 code for a protein of 335 amino acids.
AUUAUUAGGAUUUUGAGUAAUUGUUGGCGUGACGUGGAAACGGCAAUGAAUGGGAUAGUAAGGCUUCCUCAUCAACAUCACCAUUCUUUUCCUGUGCGACUGCCGCCUAAUAGUUGUCUUUCAAUUUCAUCAUCCACCCACACUUAUACUUCCGACACCGGAAAUGGCAGCAUACAGAGCCUCAAGUCCGCCGGCGUUGAUACCUUUAAGUGGCGUCUGGUUAUAGCUUAUGACGGCACCCGUUAUUCCGGUUGGCAAUUUCAGAGCUCCCCUCCUACGGUUCAGUGCUUUCUGGAAAAUGCGUUAGUUGGAGUGACUCAUCUAGAUCGGAAGGAUCUUCUGUUAGUUGGUGCUAGCCGGACUGAUGCUGGUGUUCAUGCCUUUGGUCAGGUUGCCCACUUUGUUACACCUUUCAAUUACGACACCUUGGAUAGCUUCCAUGCUGCUCUCAACGGUCUCCUUCCUCCAGAUAUCCGAAUUCGAGAAAUCAGCCCUGCACUUCCUCAAUUCCAUGCUCGAUUCUCUGCCAUGAGCAAGGUCUAUCACUAUAAGAUUUAUAACGAUACCUUGAUGGAUCCGUUUCAACGCCAUUACGCAUAUCAUUGCGCUUACAGACUCAAUGCUGCUGCUAUGAGAGAAGCUGCCGAGCAUUUUGUUGGAACCCAUGAUUUCUCUGCUUUUGCCAAUGCUUCCCGAAAGGACGGACUGCCCAAUCCAGUGAAGACCAUUUUUCGUUUUGAUGUUAUCCAAAUGGGAGCCAUGAUACAGUUAGAAGUUGAAGGCACAGGUUUCUUGUAUAGACAAGUGCGCAACAUGGUUGCUUUGCUUAUUCAAAUCGGAAAAGAAGCAAUUCCUCCAGAAAUUGUGCCGAUAAUUUUGGCAACUCGGGAUCGCAGAGAGCUGGCAAAAUAUGGGUUCUUUAUGCCGCCUCAUGGCCUCUGCCUUAUGAAUAUAAACUAUAAUGAAGACCACCUUAAGCUUCCCUCACCUUGUCCUGCUAUUAGCUUUGGUAGGUAUUAUACUAUAACCAAAUGUAAACUUCCAUUUUAUUAAGCCGCUAUGCUCUCCCUCUUCUAUUUC